Messenger RNA from Brassicogethes aeneus, 3664 nucleotides. NCBI's taxonomy places the organism in Eukaryota, Metazoa, Arthropoda, Insecta, Coleoptera, Nitidulidae. The record is from the annotation of a GenBank genome assembly.
CUUCAAUGCCGCACCCGAGUAUUGAGAUGUGUGCUCCAGGUUUACUCGAAACUCUGUAAUUUUAUUGUUGCUUUUAUUCAUUCCACCAUAUCAGUACCAGUUGAUCGCAUCACUCCUGAUGAAGAUGACAACAAGAACUUUUAAGCGUAACAACACCGAAGUCAAUAUUAACAUGGGAAACAACGACUUAAUCUAAACUUGGUUAAAUAUUUAAAUAAAAAAUGAAAUGGUUUACUAAUCUAUUGGUACAUCAUCCCUACGUUAUUAUUUUCAUUGUGCUUGGUUUUUCCGGAACAUGUCUCAUCGUACCAUUUACCAUAAGCUCAAUCAGCUUCCCGAGAUUUCAAGACCCAGAAAUGGGGUUCAGCACAAGGGGCACAACAAUUUCAAACAGGCUUAUAGCUUGGACAAAUCUGGAGAAGUCUACAAAACCGUCAGGGCAAUUUUCCAUCAAUCCAAAACAAGUGGAAAUGCAGAGAAAUUACUCAAUAUCAAAAGCGAAACAAAAGAAAAGCGGCAAAAAGAAGAAAAACAAAAAGACAACAAGUUACGAGUAUGGAAACAUUCAUGUUAAUGAAGGAAAUAAAACAAAACCCGCCGAAAAGGUAAACAAAUGGAAAUUGUUAAAAGAAUUCGCAGCGAAAGCAAAUAACACCCAACAUUUCGCUGAAAUCAAGUUCAUCUAUCCAGAUGGAUUUUUUUGCGGGACCCCCGACGAAAGAUAUGCGCAACUUGUUAUCAAGUCGUCGGAUAAUAAAAACCUAUUUACUUUUGAUUCAUUAAUGGCUUUGUGUCAUUUGGAGAACACUUUUAUAAAUAUAAAUUUGUAUCGAGAACUAUGCAUGGAGCACACAUCAGUUAGAAAAUGCUGUAAACCCUGGUCCUUGGCCAAUUACAUAGCAAUACUUCACAAUCGGGCAAGUUGCUUGGCCAUAACGGAAGAAGAUAUUAAUAAAACAUUGACUUUAUUGCAAACAUGUUCCACCUAUUUCCACAAUUUUAAAUUGAGCUCGAAUUGCAUUGACAAAGGACAUUGCGAUGCCCCAAAAGAAUGCACGCGACACGACGCUGUCUUCAAUAUCCUAAAUUUUUUGACUACUACCACUUUUUUAUCGCCUAAGAACGAAACAGAUUCAACGAAACUUUACGAAACAAUGAUAUUUUUGCCGAUGGCCUGCAGCACAGCUGCCCUCCCUUUUUAUCACCAAUUAACAAAGGACAACUUAGAAUACGAUAAUUUAAGGGUUGUGGCUAUGAAUUUCGGCAUAAAAAAUGCACUUUUCGACGAAUACUUAGUCAGAGAUGCCCGGCUGAUGAUAUCUGGAGCGGUCUUUGUUUUUCUGUGUAUGUGGAUCUACACGCAAUCACUGUUCCUUACUUGUAUGACAAUAAUAGCGAUUUUUUUCUCUAUGGCUAUAUCCUAUUUUAUGUAUGUUCUUGUAUUUAAAAUCAAGUUUUUCCCUUUUAUGAACCUAUUGGCCACAAUUGUCGCUAUAGGAAUAGGCGCCGAUGAUGCUUUUAUAUUUUGUAAGAUAUGGCAUAUCCAAAAAAAUGAAAAGUCUAUUUCUAUAGAUAAAUUAAUGACUGAUACGUUUCGUCAUGCAUUUUUUUCUAUGUUUGUGACUUCUUUAACAACGACAGUAGCAUUUUUAUCUUCGUAUGUUAGCUCUGUGACGGCUGUUAGCUGUUUCAGCAUUUUUGCUGGCACAGCAGUUGUAGCGAAUUAUUUGCUGAUGAUGACGUGGUUUCCUGCAUGCGUGGUGUUAUGGGAGCGAAAAUAUUGCUCAAAAAUUCCUUGUUUGGAAAGUUGUACGGUUGAAACUUGGCGAGAAUGGUGUUGCUCGCUAUUCAUGAACAGAUGGAACGUGAUGAAUUGGCCGCGAUGUGCCAACUUGACGAAAAUUUGGAAAGAAAAAGAGAAUUUUUUGUUGGAGGUCGUGAUCAAAUUAAAAACGAUAUGGCUUUCGUUGCUGUUAAGUAUAGCCGUGAUUAGCGCGGUUAUAGUAUUGUACUAUCCAAGACUGAAAUUGCCAAACUCGACUGAAUUCCAGUUGUUUGAUAGCUCUCAUCCAUUCGAACAAUACGAUUUUCAUUACAAAGACCACUUUUGGUUUAAAAGAGAAGAAAAGACCUUCCAGUCGUCUGAUAUAUCAAGUAGUUAUAAGUUACCGCUGAGGUUUGUAUGGGGGGUGCUUCCAGUGGACAACGGCGACCCAUUGGACCCUGAAAAUUUGGGGACUUUGACUUUGGACGACACUUUUAACAUGUCGGACCCUGAUUCUCAGUUGUGGUUAUUGAAUUUUUGCAGGAGUUUGAGGGUUCAGCCGUUUUUCAAGCCGAUGUUGGGUCCUCUUUUGCCAAAUUGUUUCAUUGAAACUUUCAUGAAGUCCAUGCAGAAAAAAUGCAACGAUCCGUUCACGCAUAAAGACAGAUCUCCUUGUUGCGAGACUGCCAGAUUUCCAUUUAAGACUAGCGUAUUUGAUAAGUGUAUUAUAGAAGAAAUGGCUGAAAUAUACGCGGUGCCAACGGAGUACCUGAUACCUGGGAUGGCUGGCCCGAAAUUUUCAACAGACCAAUUUCCGACAAUAAAAUCUAUUAUUGUAGAGUAUUAUAGUAACUAUAGUUUUUCUCUGUCCUACGAGCAAAUGAACGAGUUUUACAACAAAGUGGAAACAUGGAUGCAAAACGAAUUGAAAACUGCCCCGAAAGGCAUGAAGAACGGCUGGUUUAUAAGCGUACUGGAGUUUUAUGAUCUUCAACGAGAGCUCUCCGAGAGCACUCAAAUAGCUAUCGCGAUGUCAAUGGGAUUAGCUCUGGUAGUAUUGCUUUUGUCAACAUUAAAUGUCUUUACAAGUUUGUACGCUAUCCUUACGAUUACAUGCAGCAUAUUUGUAGUAAUGGCUGUCCUAGUCUUAUUGGGAUGGAAGCUGAAUGUUCUUGAAUCAGUGGCGGUCUCCACAGCUAUCGGCCUAACCGUCGACUUCAGUUUGCAUUAUACCGUUAACUAUAAGAUGUGCCCGGCCAAUAUCGCCCAGGACCGCGUUCAAACCACCAAGUACGCCCUCAGCUACAUGGCAGGGCCGGCUUUGAUGGCCGCCAUUACCACAGGAGCCGCAGGAGCAUUUAUGUUACCUUCCCUAGUCCUCCCCUACAUCCAAAUCGGAGUUGUCCUCGUAACUGUAAUGACCGUCAGCUGGAUUUACGCGACCUUCUUCCUUGGAUCUCUCCUGGCCACCAUUGGUCCGCAAAACCAGUUCGGCCAGUUCUCUUACAGUAAGCUCUCAUGUUACCCGUUUCGUAGAUCAGAUAUGCCAUCCAACGAAACAAAUCAGCCAGUCGAGGGGGAGAGCAUUUCCGACUCUCACGAGCUUGAGGCGCUCACCUACAAGCUUGGUCCUCAGCCGGCUGCGAAAACUAUGCGGAGGUCUUCGAGCACUGGAGCCAACUACACCAACUCCAAGUACGUGUUUACAGACCAAUCUCCUUCAGCGACUAGCGCUAUCACCAUUAUUAUGGCAGAUGACAAUUAAUGUAAAUGUAAAUGUUCUGUGAUAAAAAAAUUAUUCUGAAACUUUUAUUUUUUCGUUUAUAACUACCACUUGGGUAAAUGCCUUUUCAACCUUAUCAAUCUCAUACGUUCAACUGGCAUUUACGUAAAUAAAAU